CUCAGGAUGGCUCAGGGAUCCGGGGAUCAAAGAGCAGUGGGGAUUGCUGAUCCAGARGAGAGUUCUCCCAACAUGAUAGUCUACUGCAAAAUCGAAGACAUCAUCACAAAGAUGCAAGAUGACAAGACGGGAGGAGUGCCCAUCAGGACAGUCAAGAGCUUUCUCUCCAAAAUCCCCAGUGUCGUCACAGGUACUGACGUUGUGCAGUGGCUCAUGAAGAACCUGUCCAUCGAGGACCCAGUUGAAGCAAUACACUUGGGAAGCCUUAUCGCCGCCCAGGGCUACAUCUUUCCAAUCUCCGACCACGUUCUCACCAUGAAGGAUGAUGGUACCUUCUAUCGUUUCCAGGCUCCUUACUUCUGGCCUUCCAACUGCUGGGAACCUGAGAACACUGACUAUGUCCCUCCAUCAUCUCCAGCAGAGGUGUUGCUGAGCCACGAGAAGACGGAGGGGCCARCCACCGAAAACCUAGCAAGACUCCAGAGGGCGUUUGCAAGGAAGUGGGAAUUCAUCUUUAUGCAAGCAGAGGCGCAAGUGAAGAUAGAUCGGAAAAAGGACAAGACGGAACGGAAAAUUUUGGAUAGUCAGGAACGUGCCUUUUGGGAUGUCCACAGACCAGUGCCAGGCUGUGUGAACACCACAGAAAUGGACAUCAGAAAAUGUCGGCGUUUGAAGAAUCCACAAAAGGUUAAAAAGUCCGUGUACGGUGUGACCGAAGAGUCGCAGUCUCAGAGUCCUGUGCACAUACCCAGUCAGCCAAUUAGGAAAACUACAAAAGAGGACAUCCGGAAACAGAUAACAUUUUUGAAUGCACAGAUUGAUAGACACUGUUUGAAAAUGUCCAAAGUGGCUGAAAGCUUAAUUGCUUACACGGAGCAGUAUGUGGAAUAUGAUCCUUUCAUAACGCCCGCAGAGCCAUCUAAUCCCUGGAUCAGUGAUGACAUCGCCUUAUGGGACAUAGAGAUGAGCAAAGAGCCCAGCCAGCAACGAGUAAAAAGAUGGGGUUUCUCUUUCGAUGAGAUACUGAAGGACCAGGUGGGRCGGGACCAGUUCCUUCGAUUCCUGGAGUCCGAAUUCAGUUCAGAAAACCUCAGGUUCUGGCUGGCUGUCCAAGAUCUCAAGAAACAACCGCUACAGGAUGUGGCCAAGAGGGUGGAAGAAAUCUGGCAAGAGUUUCUGGCUCCAGGAGCCCCCAGUGCAAUCAACCUGGAUUCUCACAGCUAUGAGAUAACCAGCCAAAAUGUCAAGGAUGGAGGGAGAUACACCUUUGAAGAUGCCCAGGAGCAUAUCUACAAGCUGAUGAAAAGUGACAGUUAUGCCCGCUUCCUCCGGUCCAAUGCUUACCAGGACAUGCUGCUGGCCAGGAAGAAGCCAGAAAGUGAGCAAGGUCGUAGAACUUCCCUAGAAAAGUUCACUCGCAGUGUGGGAAAGUCGCUGGCGGGCAAGCGCCUCACCGGCCUGAUGCAGUCCUCCUGAGUGUCCC
This is a messenger RNA of Urocitellus parryii (Arctic ground squirrel), 1483 nucleotides long. The record is from RefSeq and is a predicted model, not a curated record. Lineage: Eukaryota; Metazoa; Chordata; Mammalia; Rodentia; Sciuridae.